AUGGCGGCUCUUCCUGGGAAAUCACCCGAUACCUCAAGCGUCACGAUAAAAGUUGGGGAAACAGAACAUCUUAUCAACACCAAUAAAUUUCCUUACUUCAAGGCCUUUCUGAACUUCCAGCAAAAGUCUGGCCAGAAUACUACUCCUGUGCCAACUCAUGGUGAUAUCCCCUUUUUCGAUGUCAUCAACUACGGAGUAUCCAACGGAUUCCGACACUUCUUUCGUCGCAUGCCUGUUCAGCUCUCCGACUACCAUACACUCUGCGAAACCCUCGAGUUUCUUACUAUUGACGUCCUCAAAGGGCAAAAGCUGCGUGAUAUCAUGAACGAUCUGAGGAAGUGCAAAUCCGAUUAUGAUAGGUUCGAUGGGACUGGAACCAUGGGGCAAAAAAGCAUUGCACGAGACGCGUCUUUUAGGCUCUUGUAUAUAUUCCUCCUCGGUGAGUUCGAAUCGGAGGCCCAGGAUAGGGCAAUGGCCUACAAUGCGGCUCUGUUCGUGGUGUCUCACCCUGGAACCUUCAAGCAGAGAACUCGGAAGAUGGUUCGAGAAGCGUUCGAGGAAAGAUUUCUUGUUACGGAAAAGCAGAAAAAUGGGUUGGACAAGUGGCCCGUUUCUGAUCUUCUUGAGGACCUAGAGGACGAUUGUACGACCGAGGAAUCCUCUGAUUACCUUGAGGAUUCCGACUAUGCAUACUGGAGCUCUGACUAG
Messenger RNA from Daldinia childiae, 708 nucleotides. RefSeq lists its product as uncharacterized. Lineage: Eukaryota; Fungi; Ascomycota; Sordariomycetes; Xylariales; Hypoxylaceae. The record is from RefSeq and is a predicted model, not a curated record. The transcript is spliced from 2 exons. Bases 1 to 708 code for a protein of 235 amino acids.